This is a messenger RNA of Amphimedon queenslandica, 846 nucleotides long. RefSeq lists its product as uncharacterized. The record is from RefSeq and is a predicted model, not a curated record. NCBI's taxonomy places the organism in Eukaryota, Metazoa, Porifera, Demospongiae, Haplosclerida, Niphatidae. Bases 20 to 769 code for a protein of 249 amino acids. The transcript has 6 exons.
GGGUGUGGUUUGUAAUAAAAUGGCGUCCAAAGGAGUAACUUGUAAAGUUCUCUGGGACAGUAAAGGGAACCUGUUAGUAGAGUUUGAUAACGUUACAGUAUUGAGUAAGUUUAUAGGAACACCUCCUCUCAUUAAUUCAUAUAUUAAUAUAAUACAAUACAACAGAAUAGACUGUACUGAUGUAUCAAAUGGUUUCUAUCUUGAAGUGUUAAAGUAUUCAACAUUAUUUAUUAAUAAGGAGGAGGAGGAGACAAACAUCACUGAUAAUAAUAAUAAUAAUAGACAAAAUUUGGUUACAGUCACUGGUAUUGUUGUAUCUGUUAGUCCAGUCAAGAGGAACGGUUGCCAUGGUGACAUGAUGUACUUUAUCUCAAUGAAAGAGAACGAGAGAUUACUAUCAAUAAUUAUAACCGCCCCACCUUUAUUCCAUUAUUCUCAGUAUAUCUCAGUUGGUGAUAGAGCCUAUACUAUCACUAGUUUAAAACAUUGUCUGGUUCAUAAAGGAUCAGUAGAGGAGACUAGACUAUUAUCAUCUACUGUACAGUCUCAGUGUAUCCCUCAGUCUGAGAGUAUUAAUGAUAAUACACUACUGACACUCAAGGACUAUGGAGCUAAUCUACUCUCUUAUACUGAAAGGUAUAGAUACAUGGUACUUCUAGGACCUUCCAAAUUCCCUUUUCUCAUUAACAUGAGCUUCUAUUUGACCCCACAAAGCAAGAAAUAUGAUGCAACUCGUGAGAACACCCUGGGAAGAAGAAAUAGCUCAUAAUGCAAAGACACUGGGGAACAUCUAAACUCCUGCAGCCUGAGGUAGAACAUGAGAGUGAUCUUUUUCCAGACCUGGAA